Candida albicans SC5314 is the source of this 2307-nucleotide messenger RNA. RefSeq lists its product as uncharacterized. NCBI's taxonomy places the organism in Eukaryota, Fungi, Ascomycota, Pichiomycetes, Serinales, Debaryomycetaceae. Bases 1 to 2307 code for a protein of 768 amino acids. The record is from RefSeq and is a predicted model, not a curated record. The transcript has a single exon.
AUGAUGUUGGGAAUUUUAAAUCAACCCAAAAAGAUUUUACAAUUAAAGAUUCGAGAAAAUUCAACAGAUUUAUUAUCUACAUCAACAUCUUUUUCAUCAAGGACAACACAAGGAUCAACAACUGCACCUUCGUCGUCAAGCAUUCAACAACAACAAACCUCAUCUUUAAUGAGCACUAACCAAAAUUCUUUUUCAACGACAACAACCUCACAAUUCACUUCUAAUAGUAGCCCAAAUUCCGCACAAACUUUUUCAUCCUCACCAGAAAAUUCGUCUUCAAGAAUGUCAACACCUACUACUUCCAUUUCUACUCAGCCGGCUUCUACCACAAGUAUUCAACAGUCACAGAGUUUACAAACUUCACAGCAGUCUCAACCAUCACAACAAUCACAACAAUCACAACAAUCACAACAAUCACAGCAAUCACAAUCACCAACUUCGACAAGUCAAGCACCACUGUCAACAAUGUCAGAUAAUAAUACCUCAUUUGUUUCACCAAGUGAUACAAGCUUACUGGUUUCUGCAACAACAACAUCUUCAAGUUCCACUUCAUCAAGCUCAUCAUCUCUGACACCUAGCACCAGCGACGUAACAACAAGUAGUAGUGCUAGUAGCAGCCCAAGCUCAACCACAUCUUCAAGUUCAUCGACAGCGUUUUCCAGUUCCACUACAGAAACUUCGUCAUCAGCCACCAGUUCUAGCUCCACAACAUCUUCCAGUAUUCUGUCUACUCAACUGAAUACUUCACUGUCGUCAAAUACUUCAUUUUCAAGUUCAACAACAGCCAGUAGUAGUUUUAGUUCCAGCACCAGCUCUAGUUUCAGCCCCAGCCCCAGCUCCACUACUAGUCUGAGUUCCAUCUCUAGCACCAGCUCCAGCUUCACUACUAGUCUGGACACGAGUGCUAGUUCCAGUUCCAGUUCCAGUGUUAGCCCCAGCUCUACUACUAGUCUGAGCUCCAGCUUUAGUUCAAGUUCAAGUUCAUUAACUAUUACUUCUAGCUCCACUACAAGUUCAAUUCCAUCAUCAUCAGAAGUUUCAUCUACAUCUACGUCUGCAUCUUCUUCAUCUUCAGAUUCAUCAACGUCAACUUCUUCAUCUUCUGAAACUGACCAAUCAUCAAGCUCAACCACACAAAGUUCAACUAGAUCAAGCUCAACAACCACGUCCAAAUCGUCUUCUAUCACCGAUUCACCAACCACCAGUAAAGGCAAUUCUAUUACAUCAUUUACAUCGUCCUACACUUCUAUCAUCAAAAACCCUGACACUACCAUCACAACAGUUGUAGCUGUACCCACAUCAGCAGAAGUAUCCGGUAAUUCAGGACAAAGCACAGUAGAGAGAAAUUCAAAACUUAUUGGAGGAUUAGUGGGUUCAAUUGGUGGAUCUAUUGUCCUUGGUGUUUUGGUGGUACUUUUCUUAUAUUUGAAAAAACGUAAACGUAACAACUUGACCAAUCAACAACCCGAUUUCAAUAAAUUCAUAGCUGGUCGUGAUGGUGGUGAUUUAGAUGAUGAUGACGAUGAAAGCCCAUUGGAAGAAGAAGACAACAAACACAUUUAUCAUGAUAAUGCUGGUGACAACAUGGUACAAAAUUCUAAAAUGGGAUGGUUUAAAUCGAUUUUUAGUAAUUCCGGGUCUGGGACAUCUAAUGCAUCAAAUUCGAAAUUAUUGGGGGGUGUUGUUGGUGGCGGUGCCGCAGGUGCCAGUGCUGGUGCUGGUGCCGGUGGUAUUUUCAGAAGAUUAGAUCGUAAUGGUGAUGAUUUAGAAAGACAAGCUGGUGGUAGUUAUGGAAGCACUGGUCGUAAUAAUAAUGACACUGAUAAUGAUUUUGUUUAUCGAGGAGUAACCAAUUCAAAUAAUCUUGACCAGAUUUUUAGAAGUAAUAAUAAUACUUCAAGUGCAGCUAGAAAUUCAACAAUUGCCGAUGGAUCUGCUGGUGUUACUUCAGGUACUAAUUCAGCCAAGCAUACUAGAAUGAGUUCAUAUGGUCAUCCAUUGGCUAACCCUGAUGAUUUUAAUUUCAAUGAAGAAUCAUACCCAAUAGCUGGUGGUGUUAUAGGUGGUGGUGAAGAUUAUCGUCCACAUACUGCAUUCAGUUCACAUUAUGACGAUGAUCAAAGCAGCAGUGGUAGUACUAGUGACGAUGGAGAAUUCCAUCCUUCAGAUUAUGAUUCGUUUAUAAUGCCUGGAGAUGAAGCACCAGAAGAACCAGCUCAUCAGUACCGACCAAGAAAUAUCUUUAGUGAUGGACGACAAAAUUCAACGAAUUCGUUAUCCAGAUUCCAUGAAGAUGAUAUCUUUUAA